AACAUGGGAAUUGUUGGUCCGUUCCUUAGCAUGAAAUGGCAUCCAUUGAUUCUCUCCAAUUCCAUUCUCUCUGCAAUCUCCAGUCGUCGAUUGGAAGAGUCAAGCUCCAGAUUCCUUCAAGUUUGGUUAUUUUCAGACGGAGACCCGUAAAUCUGAACUGGGUUCAAUUCGAAACUAAACGAAGGUUCGUGUGUAAAGCGAUUGGUGAUUCCUCGACUCCAGAUGAAGAAAUUCAGAACACUCAAAAUGAUGAUAAUGUUGUUGUUGUUACUGCUGCUACGACUCAGAGUGACAUUAUUCCCCAUGAUUCUGAGUAUUCAGUUUCGAGGUUUCGUAGUAUGAUUACCUCACUCCCUCCUGUUGUCUUCGUGAUGAAGAAGUGCUCAGGGAACAGCAUUUGGAUCGGGAUCUGCGUUGCAACUACUGUUCUGGUCGCUGCAAUUAGGGCUUAUGUAGUCAGAAAGUCAAGAGAUAAUCAGCGUGCUGGCUCUGUUGCUGAUCUUGUCAGACGUGGCCAGCUGAGAUCUGGUGAUAGAAGAGGCAUCUCUAAGUCUCUUAACUACGAGGACCCAUUCAACAACCCUUUUGUGAAACUUGAUAAAGGAAGCUCAACGGUAGAGAUGUGCGGGAAAGUAUAUCGGCUAGCUCCAGUCACACUUACAGAAAAAGAACAAACAAUUCAUCAGAAAAGAAGGUCAAGAGCUUACCAAUGGAAGCGACCAACGAUUUUUCUCAAAGAAGGAGACUCAAUACCACCUGAUGUUGAUCCCGAUACAGUCAGAUGGAUCCCGGCCAAUCAUCCGUUUGCAACCACGGUUAGCGAUAUCGAUCAAGACCUUGCCCAGAAUAAUGUCUACCAGAAGCAAGGUGUUCCUUUCCGGAUUCGAGCUGAGCAUGAAGCUAUGCAGAAAAAGCUUGAAGCUUUACAAAAUGAAGAGAAAUUGAAUAAUCUGGGUAUUGACAGUCAAAAUGCCAGAGAUUUUCAGAGGCCAUACAAGUUCUCAGCCAAGCUUGAAGGCGAGAAUAUCCAGAAAAAUUCUCAGGAUAAUCAUACAGGCAAUUCAUCCUCUGAGGAAACGAACCAGUCCUGAGAACGUACUAAGCUACUUGUAAAUACAGUUUUCCCUUGAGAAUCAUACUUGCAUUCCAAGAAACUGGAGAUUUUCUU
This is a messenger RNA of Arabidopsis arenosa, 1168 nucleotides long. NCBI's taxonomy places the organism in Eukaryota, Viridiplantae, Streptophyta, Magnoliopsida, Brassicales, Brassicaceae. The record is from the annotation of a GenBank genome assembly.